Molecule: messenger RNA, 3263 nt
Organism: Spodoptera litura
Lineage: Eukaryota; Metazoa; Arthropoda; Insecta; Lepidoptera; Noctuidae
Product: stromal membrane-associated protein 1
Cellular component (GO): cytoplasm
Molecular function (GO): GTPase activator activity; metal ion binding
Source: RefSeq, a predicted model, not a curated record
UGUCAUAUUAGCUCUAUGGUUUCUCUUUCCUUCAACAAACAAGCAUUCCACCCAUUUUCAUUGAAUUUGAUAUCGUUUGCUUAUAAUAUUUCAAAGAAAUGUCUUCUAAAAGUGAAAAAGAUCGAGCCAAACAGAUCCAGGACAGAUGUCAGAACAUACUGAUGCAAAUGCUGAAGGAUGAAGACAAUAAAUAUUGUGUUGACUGCGAUGCUAAAGGACCUCGUUGGGCGUCAUGGAACUUGGGCAUAUUUCUGUGCAUCAGGUGCGCCGGCAUCCAUCGCAACCUCGGCGUGCACAUCUCCAAAGUGAAGAGCGUCAACCUCGACUCAUGGACACCUGAACAAGUUGUAUCUCUCCAACAAAUGGGCAACUCCCGAGCGCGCGCAGUAUACGAGGCGAACCUGCCCGACUCCUUCCGAAGGCCACAGAACGACUCCUCGCUAGAAGCCUUCAUCAGAGCCAAGUAUGAACAGAAGAAAUACAUCGCCAAGGAGUGGGUGCCACCUGCGCUGCCUAAGGUUAACUGGGACAAAGAGAUUGAUGAAGAAAUAGAGAGGCAAAAACGAAAAAAGAAAUCCACCACCUCGGGCUUAGGACCUCUCCCUGCACCCUCUACUAGUGAUAAGAAAUAUAAUAAGUCUGACGUCAUUCCCAGCAUCCCGAAACCAAAAUCGUCAGUAAGUCCAAAACUGGGCCGGUCUACGCCACCUACUGCUCAAUCAGAUGCGAGCAAAGCUUCCAAUGGGGCAGCGGAUCUUCUAGGACUGGACACUGGCUCCAAACCUGACGCAAAACCAGCCAACGAUGACAUAUUCUCAAGCUUCUUCUCAGCACCUCAGGAGAAACCAGCGGAGACAAAACCAGAAGAUCUAAAACCUGAUCUGAAGACUGAAGAAGAGAACUUCUUCAAGCAGGCAGCACCAACGGAGAAGGAGAAGUCAAAGUUAACAAAGGACAGUAUAUUAGCCUUAUACAGUCAGACUCCAUCAACUAAUUUAGUGAACCAAUUCAACCCGGUACCACCAGUACAACCGGUGCAACCUGCCUACCCAGCGUUCGGCAACGUGUAUCAAGCCGGUUACAGCAACAUGCCUGUACAAAACGGUAUGCCUGCACAAUUCAACCAAUUUCCAAUGAACAGUCAGUUUCAGCAACCAUUCCCCGGACAGGUACAGCAACCGUUGCAGAAUCAGCCGUUUCAAAGUAAUCAGUCAUUUCAAAGUAAUCAGUUUUUCAACCAGCCUCAGCAAGGUUUGUCGCAACAGUUUAACAGUUUGAACUUAGGGCAAAGUUUUCCGAACGCGUUCGCGUCGAACAACACGAACGUUGCUAGCAACACCACUUGGCAGUAGACUGUAAUGUAGUAUCUUUUUUUUUUUAUUUACCGCAGAUGUAUUUUUGUAUGUAAAAAGCUGAUACAGUCAUGUAGUGAGAUUUGUAAAUUUAAUUUUUUAUAGUUAUUGCCAGAAUUUUUGUUUUCUCAUUUUGGAACUGUGAUGCCAUAGAUAUUACCUCAAUUUUGUUCUAGGUUUCUGACAAUAGUUUUUAACUGCCAAACUAUAGCUGGGACGCAUUCAAGUUUGUCCCCCAUAUCAAUGUGUUCAAAUAUUUGAAAUUAUUUGUCACUAACAUUAUCGCGUUAAUUCUGAAUGCUACUAAAUGCAAAACACCCAAUAAUAUUUUAUCCAACUAAUCAGUCAAUUGAAAUCACUACAUGACAAAAGCUAUAUACAUCUGCGCAGGAGUUUAAAGCAUGUAGAUAUGCGAAUAGAGGGCAUUUUGGCUCGGUCGGCUUAUUAAACAGUUUGUUCCUAUAUAUAAUGCUCAUUGUAAAGAGCUACAUUUGGCGCUGUGCGGUCGUUAAGAAGUCGUAAAGAGGUCUAUCGUUUUUGUCACUAGAUGGCGCUUUUGAAAAUUAUGGUCUUAUACGUCCAAGAUAGGUGUUAAAAUAUCAACUGUCCAACAGCUUACUCGUAUCUGUUUAAAGAGGCAUCUCGACUAUAGGUUCAAGAUACGUUGGGGACUCAUUAUUAAUAGCAGCUUUGUGCAACAUAACAUAAUUAUUGUAAGCAUUUAAUAUGUCUCACGAUAAAUAGUCUUUUGGAUAAAAGACCUUGUUUUUCUUAGCGUCCAGGCAUACUCGAUAGACCUCUUCACAACUUUGAGCCUUAUAAUUAAAGAACAUAACGACGAAAUUCCACUGUACGCGAUCGCAUAUAGGUACUUAUACUUUUUCAAUAAAAUGCUAUUUUAUUUUUUUAUUCUUAUUAUUGUAAAGUGGAAUGUUCAUUGUGAAAUUAUGUUAUUGAAGUAUUGUAAAUUUAAUUAUUAUUGUUAUUGGUUUUUAUUAUUUUGUUAGGCUGCACCGCGCCUAUUGUGCAGCUGAUGUAGCUUGGGGGCUUUGGAAUAAGUGGAGACCACUUUAUAAAGAAGAUAAAGCAGAAAGAUACGAUAUUUAGACAGUAUUUUGCUGAAAAAUCAACCUUAUUUCGUGUACAGAGAAGUCAUAUUUAAAAAGCAAGGCUUUAAUUGGUGGUUUAUCAAUGUGAACAACCUUGUUUUUGCAGUGUCAAACUAGACACUGACCCAUUUUUCUAAAACUCUUCACUUAUUCUGAAGUUACAGUUAUCUCUUGUAAAUUAACCUUAUUUCCCAAGGCAUAGAAUUCAAAAUGCAUUACAUAGUGUUCAUUUUUCCAUAUAUUUCAAGCUGUGUUUAAAUAUUUGGGGUAAUUGAAAUUAGACCUUAUUCGAAUAGGUCGUAGAGCACAAUGUAAUCUAAAUACUAAUUGUAUGUUUAAUUUACAAUAAUUUCUAAGUAUUUUAGGAGGUAGCGGAAUUAAUAAAUUAAUACUGAAAUCUCCUGAAUGUACACACAGCAUGAAAUAUCAACGUUUACUUGUAAUAUUGCUAUUUUUAAAACCAUUUUUAAGGGAAAAUCGACAAUUUUGCAGAUAAGGGUUUAUUUAUUAGAACCCCAAGCUAAUAAUUUCGACCUAUUUCGAUGUUGGACAGUGAAAAACGUGUAUUUAAUCCAUCAAUCAGGUAAAGAAAACAUUAGGCACGUAUUUUUGUUUGUAAAACUAAUAUAAAAAAGCAUAUUGAAGUUAUGGAGGCUUGCUACGUCAUAACUGUGUUUACUAACGUGUGACGUCAUGUGAUAUUUUGACUCAAAUGUAUCGUCGUAGAAAAAUACGUGUCUAAUAUUUUUAAACCUCAUUCAAAAUAAAGAAAAUAUUAUUUUUUACGUAGCCAUUCAUCUUA